This is a messenger RNA of Pseudo-nitzschia multistriata, 2300 nucleotides long. The record is from the annotation of a GenBank genome assembly. NCBI's taxonomy places the organism in Eukaryota, Bacillariophyta, Bacillariophyceae, Bacillariales, Bacillariaceae.
CAAUUGCGAUACUUCGCCAGACGCGUGUGACCCGUGUCACACUUGUUCCUUUACGAUCUUUCUAGCAUCUUUUAACUAUGUCAACAAUUUCUCUCCCCGUGCCAAAGAUUUCCACUUUUUUUUACUUCUUAUCUACAUCGCACAUUUUUAUUGAGACAACAACAAUCUUGUUGGUGCUAAAGAUCUCUCACAUUAAAUUUUUGCUACAUGAACAAUAAMAGAAUGAAAUUCUCCACAGUAUCUCUYCURGCGGUGAUUUUUGCUUCGACGCCGUGCCUAGCCGCAUUGGAACGUAGCUUUACCGACGACUCGGGUAUCACCCAUACGACAUCACUAGAAAAGCCUACUAUCGUGACAUUCGCCCACACCGCCACUUCUCUUUUUGACUAUGGUAAGUAUUGCRAUGCUCAAACAAGUAAUUCUGUGGUCUUCGAACUUUCAGUUCUUUCUAAUUUACAUUUUUUCAUAUUGUUGCUUUUGCAACAGGUCUCGGUACGGAUCAGCUCUUAGGAACGUACGGAGAAUACGUCGUGACAGGUAGCGACUUCGAUUUUGACGAACCCGGGCAAGCAUCCUCCUUCAAUGCUGAUCCAGAACCUAACGACAUUGCUAUGUUACAAAAAACCGAAAACCUGUCCCCAGAGUGCGAACGCACACCCGGAUACUGCACUUCAUUCGAGGCUGACAAGCUUGUUGAUCUAGAUCCUGACUAUUUAAUAGUUCACGGAUACGCAGAUAGCCCAUGGGGCUUCUCAAAUUUCACCGAACAGGUACUUGCCGUCUUUCCCGAGACCAAAAUUAUUUAUAAUGAUGUCUCUCUCAGAGGAGAUGAUUGCCAAACUCAUGAAAAUUGUUAUGGUAUCUCUAUGAUUGACUUGAUAGAGAAAUAUAGAGAGCUCGCAGCUUUUCUGAAUCUGGAAGAGCCAGCUCAACUCAGUCAAGAUUAUGCUGAUUUAUGUWCUGCAGCAACUGAGUUUAGUGCAACGAUGAAAGUAGCCCACGAUAAGGGAAUCCGGACAAUGGCUGCCUAUGUUGAUCCAAGUACGGCGUUCUAUGCAAGUCCAGUGGACGAUGUAAGUUGUUAAAUUAUUCUUUCCGUYAAAAGAYCUCGCCAUKCAUCGUUACAACGYGGACUUACCUUGASAUCAUUGGAAUUUUUUAUGUUUCUUCAACAUUCGCCGUUAUAAUCUAGAUCGUUCUGAGAAUGUUCGAAGAGUUGGGAAUGCCAAUCCUUCAUAUAGGAAAGUGCGARGAUUGCUCUUUGAACUAUUUCUGGGAAUCCAUUCCUACGGAAAGUUACUUUGCCUCAUGUACGGAUGAACAAAUUAAUGCAACCGACUUUGAGUCUUGCAACGAUAAUCCAUUGUAUCCUGUGGAUGUUUGGUUGUAUGAUCAUCGAACACGUGCGGUUGUAAACAGCGAAGACUUCCCAAUCGUUUUUCCAGAUUUGGCAUUGAUGAAUGGUCAAUUCGUUGAAUGGCCAAUCGGUGGACGCAAAAUCACUCCACGUCACGCAGUUGAGAUCCUCAACUCGGUUGGCCCUGCGGUUGCUGGAUCGAGUCGUAUUCAYGACGAGACGACGUGUGUCCCUGGCUUGAAUGUCACCAGCCAAGAGCAUCGCCAGAGUGGCAGCGGCGUGAAGGGUGCAGGUGCCGGAGAAUACUCAUGUUACAAUCCGGAUUAUCAUAACACAAAGUACUUGCAAGGUUGUGCAGCUGUCAAAGAGACUGCAGAUAAAGAAAAAUCUGGAGCUUGCUACGACAUGAGCACACAUGAGUGCUCUUGUGAUCCAGGUCGGUGCACUGAAGAGCUUUGUGUAGGCAAUUCAGGGGUGUGGACCGAUCGAUGCCCAAAUCACUGCACAAGUUGUUCAGACGAAGAGCCAGCGACUCCAUCAAAUGGCGAUUCGGCAACUCCAAGUGUUUCUAAUGGAGAGAAAAAGCCAGUAGUAAACGUCUCUCCUACAUUCACUGCCGACGGAGACGAGGCUUUCACACCUUUCGCAGAAAAUCCCCUCUAUACGAGUGCAGCCGUCCAGACUGUCGAGUUCAGUGUCUCGGCAGUAGCUUUUUCGAUGGCUGUGAUUUUCGCAAGCUUUCAUUGAUUGUUGAGUUUCUUGUUACCACGGUAUUUGUUGAAUUCGAGUGAAGUAUUCSAGUCUUUUUGAGCGUCCAUUGUAGUAAUGUGWUAUSAAUGUCGGUCCUAGUGAACUAUAUAGUGAAGAGAAUAUUUUCUGAAGUUGUUAGGUAAACGGUACAUUUUUCAAAAUGCAAUGAUAUAAGUAAAAUGGUUCUAUUCUA